Molecule: messenger RNA, 5328 nt
Organism: Eupeodes corollae
Lineage: Eukaryota; Metazoa; Arthropoda; Insecta; Diptera; Syrphidae
Exons: 1
Coding region: 1-5328 (1775 amino acids)
Biological process (GO): DNA integration
Molecular function (GO): zinc ion binding; nucleic acid binding
Source: RefSeq, a predicted model, not a curated record
AUGACUGAUGACUGCACUGCAAAGAAAUCCACCGAUUCAGAGAAGGGUACAACAGUCGAACCUAUGGAUGCCGCUACUCUAAAGGCCCAACAGAAGAAAAUCAAAGGCUUAGAGGCUCUAAAAACUCGAAGAUUUGUGGCCAUGGACCAGAUUGAAAGAGUGAGGUUAUUUUCUGUUCAAGCCAAAGAAAAAUCUGCCACGACGUCUGUGCCCGAUCUGCAAGUCCGUAUUGAAGCUCUAGAGUCUGCCUUUAGCAAUUUUAAGGUGGCACAAAUGAAAAUUGAAGAAGUUGACAACGAGGAAAUUACUAAUCCGGAGCGCUCUCAUAACGAAGAAGUCUAUUAUUCAACCAUCGCCACCCUUAAAGUUCUUCUGAACACCAAACAAGCGAACAAGGAUGAAACAUUGGACGUAUCCCAAUCAAUUUCUAAUAAACAUGAUUCAAUCAAAUUGCCAGUAAUUGAACUUCCUUCAUUCUCAGGUGACGUGACUAAGUGGACGGUUUGGUAUAAUCGCUUCGUAUCAUUGGUGCAUAACAAUCCCAAACUUUCCAAGCAAGCUAAAUUUCAUUACCUUCUUUCGAAAUUAAGCGAAACGGCAAUUGUUCCAGUUGAAGGGCUCAAAAUAGAAGACGACAACUACGAUGUGGCAUUAGCAAGAUUAAAAGAACGUUUCGAAAACAAGAAAAUAAUUGCGCAGGAGCAUCUUCAACGCAUAUUCAAUCAUCCUAAGAUUCAUAAGGCUUCCGCACCAGAUUUAAGAAACUUGGUGGAUAAAAUCAGCAACCAUUUAACCGGUUUGAGUAAUCUGAAGAGACCUUGCGAACAUUGGGACGAUGUUGUUGUUUUCAUAAUGACAUCCAAGCUGGAUCCUGCAACUCUAAGUAAGUGGAAUGAUGACGCACCAACAGAUAGACUACCAAGUCUGAAGGAACUUUCAGAUUUUCUUAAAAAGAGGGCUCAACAUCUUGAAGGUAAUGUUACAAAUCAAUUAUUUACUCUUGACUCUUCAAUAAAAUCUGAUAAUCAAAAAGGUCAGAAGUCUAGUUCAAAACACUGUGUAAAAGCAUUUAUUACCACAAAAAACACUUGCAUAUUCUGCUCAGUUCCCGGUCACUUUAUUUAUCGAUGUUACAAAUUUCAAAAUCUUUCUAUUCCGGAACGUAUACACAAAAUUAAAAAUAUGAAUCUAUGCUACAACUGCUUAAAGUCUUCAGAUCACAGUAGCGCCAAUUGUCCAUCUAGUGGUUGUCGUCAUUGUGGAAAGAAACACCACACACUUUUGCAUCUUGUUGAAAAUGCUACAAGUUUUGUACCACAAGCUCCACUUAGUUCAAGUAGUCACCCAGUGGCUUCUGAAAAUCUCACUGCUUCUAAAGAAAUGCCUGCUUCAACUUCUCAUUUAAUGUACUCCAGCUCUACUGAAAAUAGUAUUUUAGGAACAGCUGUCAUAAAUAUAAUAAAUAAACUGCAGCACAUUGUACCCUGUCGGGUACUUUUGGACUCAGGGUCCCAAACUCAUUUAAUAUCUGAAAGGCUCAUGCAGUGCCUUGGAACGCAACGUCUUCCAUCCCAUACCACUUUAUCUUGUGCCAAUAACGUUGUUACAAUAGCUAAACAUAAGACAAUUCUUAACAUUGGCUCUCGCAUCAAUGGAUUUACAGCUACAAUUGAGGCGCUUGUGAUACCACAAAUAACGGGACUGCUACCUGAUAAGAAAAUUAAUAUCAAAGGAUGGAACAUUCCAAACAAUAUUAAUUUAUCUGAUCCACAUUUUAAUGUUCCUCAGCGUAUAGAUCUGCUUCUUGGCGUAGAUUUAUUUUACACUCUACUAUGCGUUGGACAAAUCAAGUUGGGAUCGAACUUACCUGCGUUACAAAAUACUUUAUUUGGGUGGGUAGUGGCAGGUCAACUUCCAAAAUCCAAUAAUCCGAGCACGUCCAACCGACGUAGUUUUGCUAUUAGAAACACUCCGCAUGAAUCCGAAUCAGAUGGAACACUGAACAAUACGUUAAAGGCAUUCUGGGAAAUUGAAAGCUUCAGCAGUCAAACAGAUGUUAUGUCAGCAGAAGAAAAGGAAUGUGAAAAUCAUUUUGUGAAACACUAUUCGCGCUUAGAGUCUGGUCGCUUUAGUGUCAAACUUCCCUUUAAACAGAAUCCACGCUUACUAGGCAAUUCCUAUGACAUAGCCAAAAGGAGGCUUCUGUCGCUAGAAAGAAGAUUUCUUAAAAACCCAGACCUGUUCCAACAAUACUCUGCCUUUAUGAACGAAAUGCUGCUGAAUUCUCACAUGGAAUUGGAUAAUAAAGUAGACUUUACCUCUCCACAUUAUUUUCUCCCUCAUCACUGUGUAAUAAAGCCAACAAGUUCAUCAACAAAAUUACGUGUAGUGUGUGAUGCUGCAGCCAAGACAAGUUCUGGAAAAUCACUGAAUGAUAUUCUGAUGGUAGGUCCUGUCAUUCAGCCAGAUUUGUUCUCAAUUGCUCUGAGAUUUCGGAGACACAAAUUUGUAAUGACAGCUGAUAUAACAAAAAUGCGGUUAGAUGAGUCUGAUCGACGAUUUCAUUAUAUUUUAUGGAGAAAUUGUGAGAACGAAAUUGCCAUUUAUCGUUUGUGCACGGUAACCUUUGGCACUGCCUGUGCCUCAUUUUUGUCGACGCGUGCGUUAAAGCAGUUGUCCAUCGACGAAGGGGAAAAAUUUCCUGCAGCGGCUAAGGCUAUUAUCUCUGAAUUUUAUGUUGACGAUCUCAUCACUGGCUGUGACUCUCUCGAUCAAUUAAAAGAGUUGAAAUCAGAAUUAAUAUCAUUGCUAGGUAGCGGUGGUUUCAUUCUAAAGAAAUGGUGUGCAAACUCUCUUGAAAUUAUGGAAGAAGUUCCAGAGAAUGAUCGUGAGCAAUGUUUCAAAAUAAAGGGUAGUGAGGUGAUCAAAACAUUAGGUACCUUUUGGAGCCCAGUCGAAGAUAUGUUUCACUAUGAGAUAACUCCCCUGCUUUCAACGUGCAUAACAAAGAGAACGGUUCUCUCUGAUAUUGCUCAUCUUUUUGACCCAUUAGGUCUGAUAAACCCUGUGAUUGUGCUUGCUAAAAUUUUUAUGCAACAGCUGUGGCGUCUGAAACUUACAUGGGAUGAAGCUUUGCCCCAAGAAUUUUAUCACUCAUGGUUGAAGUUUCGAAAAAAUCUGGGUGAACUCAACAACAUGCACAUUGGUCGCCGUGUAUUUUUUGGUCAUCCAGCUAACUAUCAGCUUCAUGCUUUUUCCGACAGCUCAGAAGAUGCUUUUGGUACAUGUGUAUAUAUACGUUCUGUGGAUGAUAAUGGUACGGUGAGAACUAACCUUCUAUGUGGCAAAUCUAAAGUAGCACCUGUGCGUAAGGUAACCCUACCACGUUUGGAGUUAUGUGCUGCAGUGAUGAUGGUUCAGCUUGUGCAACGAUUAAAGGAGAUUUUUGGUUCCAUCCUACAUCAUAUAACUUAUUGGACGGAUUCGUCAAUUGUACUGAAUUGGAUCUCUGAGGAAUCAUGCAACUUUCAGACCUUCGUAGCCAAUCGUGUUUCAAUUAUUCAUCAACACUCUUCAGUUUCUCAAUGGCGGCACAUUUCUUCGGAAUUGAAUCCUGCGGACGUAAUAUCGAGAGGAUCAUAUCCGUCAGCAUUAAUUAAAAAUGAAAUGUGGUUCAGUGGACCUUCUUUCCUGAAGCUGGAAGAAAGCACUUGGAAUUCUUCAAAUGUAAUAUUGAAUGUUGAUGAUCCCCAGCUUGAGCGAAAAAGAACCAAAACUAUUUUUAAAAUUUGUGUAGAACCUGAUCUUAUUGAAAACAUAAAAUACCACAACAACUUUGAAUCUCUGGUCAGAAUAGUUGCUUACAUUUUUAGAUACAGACAUAAUGGGAUUAAGAAGAAUAUAAACACAUUUGGACCACUUACUGUUGAAGAACUAAACAAAUCUCUGAAGGGGUUGGUAAAAUACGUGCAGCUCGUAAGUUUUCAAACAGAAAUCGAAACAUUGUCCAAAGGCUAUCAACUGUCCUCAAGAUGUCACAUCAAAUCGCUUGCACCAUUCCUGGACAGUGAUGGUAUACUUCGUGUAGGAGGUAGAAUAUCUAACUCUGCUCUGAAUUUCGAUGCAAAGUAUCCUAUGUUAUUGCCAAAAGACCAUGCAUUCACCACAAUUUUGGUUCGCCAUCUGCACGAAAAGAAUUUUCAUUCAGGGCCCCAAGCGCUGCUCAGCAUUGUUCGUGACAAGUUUUGGCCCAUACAUGGUAAGAUCGUGGCUCGCAAGGUGGUUCACAAAUGUGCACGAUGCACAAGGGCAAGGCCAUCACGCAAUCUUCAAGUAAUGGGUGAUUUGCCACAUCAACGAGUACAUCAGUCGAGGCCAUUUAACAUUGUUGGGGUUGAUUUUUGCGGCCCAUUUAGUAUACAUUUUCGUCGUCGAGGUACAUCUCCUAUGAAAGCUUAUGUCGCAGUGUUUGUUUGCUUCGUCACCAGAGCAGUCCAUCUUGAGUUAGUGGAAGAUCUAACCACAAACAGCUUUCUAGCUGCUCUUAAGCGGUUCAUCGGCAGACGGGGACUGUGCUCAGUUAUCUACAGUGACAAUGCUACAAAUUUCAUCGGGGCACGUAACCAAUUACAUGAGCUCUAUAAGAUGUUCAUGCAGAACGAGAACAGGGAGGAGAUUAUAAAAACGUGUGCGGCAGAUGGGAUAGAAUGGAAAACCAUUCCUCCUAGAUCACCUCACUUCGGGGGUUUGUGGGAGGCAGCCGUUAAGAGCUGCAAGUUUCAUAUGAAGCGAACUUUACAAAAUUCUUCUUUAACAUACCCCGAACUUAACACUAUUUUAAUUCAAAUUGAAUCUAUUCUUAAUUCUAGGCCUAUAACACCUUUAUCUGAGAAUCCUAACGACAUUCAGGCGCUUACUCCAGGUCACUUCCUGAUUGGAACACCUCUCACAGCAGCAGUCGAGCCGCAGUUACACAAUUGUAACGUCAACACCUUAACACGUUAUCAGCAAUUACAAUGGUAUUUCCAACAAUUUUGGUUAAGAUGGUCUCGAGAAUACCUGCAAGGCUUGCAAAUUCGCGCUAAAUGGAGUAAGUGUGGGUAUCCAAUUUCUAUCAACGAUUUGGUUACCAUCGAAGAUGAAAACCUUCCGCCACUAAAAUGGAGACUUGGAAGAGUUGUCCAAGUUCAUCCUGGAAAGGAUAAUGUCGUGAGAGUCGUGACUCUCAAAACAUCCACCGGCGAAGUCCAACGAGCUGUUACGAGAAUUCGACGACUUCCUAUUGAAGAACCUGAGUCCAUUCAAGGGGGGGAGAAUGUUGAGACUUAA